CCCAGUCACGUGACACAUGAUCCAAAAUGGCAACCUUCGUGUUUUGAUCAUACCUCAGUGGUUUUGAUGAAUAAUACUUUUGUGUUUGUUUCAUUCUUCGUAUAAUUCGAAUAGAUACCACUCAAUUGAGGAAACGCACGCAUCCUCUUUUUUUUAAACUUCGAGGCAAUCAAGAUAAAUUGCUAUUUGUUUCACGAGUUAGACUAUGCACAUUUGGUUCUAUUAAACAGAUAGCUAGCUGGCUGGCAAAAUUAGUAAAGCUAGCUGAAAAUAAAGGGAAAACGAUGGAGGAGUUGAGUGCCGACGAGAUCCGCAGAAGGAGACUGGCCAGACUUGCAGGAGGGCAAACAUCCCAGCCCAGCACCCCCCUCAGCACUCCCCUGACGUCCCCACAGAGAGAGACGCCCCCUUGGCCCCUUCCUGGGACCUCAGGGGCCACACCCCAGCCCCUACCACCAGCCGCCUCACAUUCACUUGGGCUCAAUGUCCAGAGUGUCACCCCCGCCACCUCUCCUAUUGGCGCAUCUGGGGUGACGUACUGCAGUCAGAGCAGCGAGGGAGUGAGCUCCCUCUCCAGCUCUCCCUCCAACAGCCUGGAAACCCAGUCCCAGAGUCUUUCCCGAUCCCAGAGCAUGGACAUUGACACAGCCUCCUGUGAAAAGAGCAGCAUGUCCCAGGUGGAUGUGGACUCAGGGAUAGAGAACAUGGAGGUGGAGGACAGUGAUCGCAGGGAGAAGAGGGACCUGGCUGAAAAGGAAUCCGCUGAGAACUCAGAUGUCUCUGAAGAGCAGGCUCUGCAGCUCAUCUGUAAGAUCCUACGCGUUUCCUGGAAGGAGCAGGACAGAGACGUAAUUUUUCUCCCCUUGCUCGCCGCCGAGUUCCACCAGAGCAGCCUCAAAGACGUUUUCUCUGACUUCAAAGACCUGAUUGGCCAGAUCCUGAUGGAGGUGCUCCUGAUGUCUACCCAGUUGCACGUCCAGAACCCCUUUGCCAGCCUGACUGCCACGUCCGAGCCAAUUGCUGCUGCCAAAUCUCUUGACCACCACCUGACGCUGAUCCAGCCCUCCAGCCAGGGCAGCAGUCCCAUGGCCCCCUGUGCAGGCUCGUUUGGGGCCAGCUCUUUGUCCAGCCUGUACGGGUGUAGUCCGCACUCGCUGGCUUUGAAUGCAGCCAGGAUGAUCUCUCCACCUCUCCCCACCCCCACCAGCCCAUCCCUGCAUCCAAUGGUAGCCCCAAGUCCCCCUUCCAUGGCCUACCCCCCUAGGCUCUCUCUCAACCUCCCUUCCGCCCCUCUGCCUAUCUCCCAGCGCUACCGGCCCUACUCUGUCACCUCUCCCUUGGGGAUCUCCACCCCCCCUAGCCCCAGACUGGCUAGCCUCCCUGGGCUUUCACGCGGCCCUAUCACUGAAGGUCUCCCGGUACCGCCCAUCAUUCUGGCCCCGGCCCCGCCACUACCAACUAGCCCCCAGUUGGUUCCCCUCCCCUCUACUAGUCCUCAUCCGCCCACCUCCAUGCCCCUCCCUCUGGUACCCCCAUCACCCAGAUCAGCUGCCCGAGGAGCUGCCCUCGCCACCCGGAUCCCGUCUAGCCCCCUAUCCCUCCUGUUCUUCGCCCUCUCUGAUAUGUCUCAGGACAGCAGUGAAGAAGAGCCUGAGGAUGAGCAGGAGGAAGAUUUUACGCAGGUCCAGUUUGGGUCCAGUCUCGGUGUGUCCGGAGGGGGAAUGGCCUGGGAAUCCUGCGGCGACCGGUUCACCAUUGAAGCGUGCAAGGAGACAGAGAUGCUCAACUACCUCAUCGAGCGCUUUGACAGUGUGGGCAUGGAGGAAAAGAAGGCGCCCAAGAUUUGCAGCCACCCCAGUGUCAGCCAGCUCCUCAGCAACAUACGCUCACAGUGUAUUUCCCACGCCGUUCUUGUCCUUCAGGGUGCCCUCACGCAGCCCAGGAGUACUCUGCAGCAGUCCCUGCUGGUACCCUACAUGCUGUGCCGUAACCUGCCGUAUGGCUUUAUCCAGGAGCUGGCCCGCAUUACCUACCAGGAGGAUGAGGUCUUCAGACAGAUCUUUGUUCCAAUCCUUCAAGGGCUUGGUCUGGCUGUGAAAGAAUGUUCCUUCGACAGUGACAACUUCAAAUUCCCCCUGAUGGCAUUAGCUGAGCUAUGUGAAAUCAAGUUUGUGAAGACUCACCCCAUGUGCAAUUUGAUGACGUCUUUGCCCCUGUGGUGUCCUAAGUCUCUGAGCCCGGGGACUGGCCGAGAAGUCCAGAGACUCUCCUUCCUGGGAGCAUUCUUCAGCCUGUCGGUCUUUGCAGAGGAUGACUCCAAAGUUGGUGACAAGUACUUCUCAGGCCCUGCGAUCACCACAGAGAACACUCGUGUGGUCAGUCAAUCCCUGCAGCACUACCUGGAGUCAGCCCGGGGUGAAAUGUUUAAAAUCCUCCACAACAUCUUACUGAAUGGAGAGACAAGAGAGGUAGCUCUCAACUACAUGGCAGCUCUGGUCAACCGCAAUGUGAAGAAAGCCCAGAUGCAGACGGACGACAAGCUGGUGUCCACAGAUGGCUUCAUGAUCAACUUCCUGUCGGUGCUGCAGCAGCUGAGCAUGAAGAUCAAGCUGGAGACGGUGGACCCCUAUUAUAUCUUCCACCCCAGCUGCCGCCUGCAAGUCAGCCCCGAGGAGACCCGGCUCAAGGCCACCAUGGAAGAGCUCAAGACCUGGCUGGCCGAGAUGUACAACGACCCCUCCAAGUUCUCUGAGCCCAAGUUCCCCACAGAGUGUUUCUUUCUGACACUGCACACCCACCACCUGUCCAUCCUACCGGGCUGCCGACGCUACAUCCGCAGACUGAGAGCCAUCCGCGAGCUCAACAGGACCGUGGAGGAGCUGAAGAACAGUGAGAGCCAGUGGAAGGACUCUCCGCUGGCCAGCCGUCACCGAGAGAUGCUAAAGAGAUGCAAAACCCAGCUCAAAAAACUGGUGCGCUCCAAAGCCUGUGCCGACGCAGGGCUUCUGGAUGAGAACCUUUUACGCAGAUGUCUGCAGUUCUACAGUAUGGUCAUUCAGCUCAUCCUACGCAUGGUGGAUCCCGCCUACCCACACAUGAGUCUACCGCUGAAUCCGGAGAUUCCCAAAAGCUUUGCUGCUCUGCCGGAGUUUUACAUUGAAGAUGUGGCCGAGUUCCUGCUUUUCGUUGUGCAGUAUUCCCCUCAGGUCCUGUAUGAGCCCUGCGUCCAGGACAUUGUCACUUUUCUGGUGGUGUUCAUCUGCAGUCAGAACUACAUCCGGAACCCCUACCUGAUCGCCAAGCUGGUGGAAGUGCUUUUUGUCACCAACCCGGCGGUGCAGCUGCGCACCCAGCGCUUUUCCGAGAUGAUGGAGAACCACCCCCUGUCCGUCAAACAGUUGGUCCCGGCCCUCAUGAAGUUCUACACAGAUGUGGAGCACACCGGUGCCACCAGCGAGUUCUACGAUAAGUUCACCAUCCGCUACCACAUCAGCACCAUCUUCAAGAGCCUCUGGCAGAACAUGGGCCACCACGGCACAUUCCUGGAGGAGUUCAAUUCUGGCAAGCAGUUUGUGCGCUACAUCAACAUGUUGAUCAACGACACCACCUUCCUGCUGGACGAGAGCCUGGAGUCCCUAAAGCGCAUCCAUGAGGUCCAGGAGGAGAUGAAGAACAAGGAGCAGUGGGAUCUGCUUCCCAGGGAGCAGCAGCAGAGCCGCCAGUCCCAGCUGACCCAGGACGAGCGGGUGUCGCGCUCCUACCUGGCACUGGCCACAGAGACUGUUGACAUGUUCCAUAUCCUUACCAAGCAGGUCCAGAAGCCCUUCCUCCGGCCCGAGCUGGGGCCUCGUCUGGCAGCCAUGCUGAACUUUAACCUCCAGCAGCUUUGCGGGCCGAAGUGCCGGGACCUGAAGGUGGAGAACCCAGAGAAGUAUGGUUUUGAGCCCAAAAAGCUCCUGGACCAGCUUACUGACAUUUACCUGCAACUUGACUGUGCCCGCUUUGCCAAGGCCAUCGCCGACGACCAGCGGUCGUACAGUCAAGAACUCUUUGAGGAAGUUAUUUCCAAGAUGACGAAAGCCGGCAUCAAGUCUACCAUCGCCAUUGAAAAAUUCAAGCUACUAUCGGAGAAGGUGGAGGAGAUUGUCGCAAGGAACUCUCAGUCCGAAAUGGACUACAGUGACGCACCUGACGAGUUUAAAGAUCCUCUGAUGGACACCCUAAUGACAGACCCUGUGAUAUUGCCCUCUGGGAACAUCAUGGACCGAGCCAUCAUCCUCCGCCACCUUCUCAACUCCCCCACUGACCCCUUCAACAGACAGCCGCUCAACGAAAGCAUGCUGGAGUCACUCCCUGAACUGAAGGAGAGGAUCCAGGCAUGGAUGAGAGAGAAGCAAGGCCAGGGACGUUUCCUCUAAUGACAGCCCAACUUCAACCCACCCCCCCGCCCCGCCGUCAGUAAGGGAUGUUACCACCAUUAAUUCACCAUGCCUGAAGUAAAUACCAUCAAGAACGGGGGGAAAACUCAAGAUAAAUAAAUGAAACCUGAUUUUAUUUUUCUUCCCUUUAUCCUUAUUUUCUCGGGUCAUCAUCUGAAGGCCCUUAGCUCUAAAAUGAAACAUAAUAAAGUUAAGACUUUUAAAAGGUUUGUGCUCAUGACUUUGUGUAUAUAUGUACGUAACACUGCAAGGAUAAGCAGCUGUCACAGGUCUUAGCAGCAGAAUGCAUUUCUUCAUUCAUUGUUUAUUUUCCCUCGGUUUUGUGACUUUAUGUAUACUUUGUUAGAUUAAUUAUUACAUUUCAGCUUUAUGAAGGGACGGAUGAUACAUUUAGGAUUGGGAUACAUUUUGGUUGUCUUGGUGGUAAAACUUUAAACAAGACAUUGAAAAGAAAGUGGCUGAACUAAUUCACAAUAUUGUUUAUCAUAACCAUACAGUUUACAGUACAACAUGCACACAUCUUGUGCCGUUUGCUGACGAGGCUUGGGAAAUGAGAAUACAUAUUUAAAAAUGUAGCUUGAAAUGAACGUGCUAGAUUGUCUUGUAGACAAACAAAAACUAAUUGUGGGCUUAAUUUGAUGAAAGUGGUAAGUGAAGCAUUAGUUUAAAUUAUGUAUGGUUGGUUAGUUUGGUUGUCUCCCUGUUGAUGACAGACGAGUGAAUACAUUUUUGUUUGCAUGGCCUAUAGUUCAAAACCUCCCAAGCGCCUCAUGGCAAACCCUCUUACGAUGGAGCAGAACGGUCAUAAGACAAUAUAAAGCAUCUUUGUAGCAUGAACACCAUUGGAAGAACAGCAGGAUAUAGGAACACAUCUCCCACAGCAGGAUAUAGGAACACAUCUCCCACAGCAGGAUAUAGGAACACAUCUCCCACAGCAGGAUAUAGGAACACAUCUCCCACAUCAAGAGGUCUCUCAAAGCUCACUGUUUCUUAAUCCUUACCCAGGUUGCUGACUUAAAUGCCCAGACCCAAUUCGUUCCGUCCCUCUCCUCCUUAGCCCUAACCCUUCGAAGUUUGCCGAUCUGAAGGGUCUGAAAAGGUAUUAACUGUGUAGUGUAUAUUGCAUUUACUUUAUGGAUCUGCAAACAUCGAAGGGGUAGGAAGUGAAUUGGGAGUGGCUAACUGUAACUUAAGGCUCGCACACAUCUCACCAAAUGUUGAUCUCAAUGUUUUUCUAUAUGUAAAAUCAGUUUGCAAAUUAGGUUGAGGUGCCAAGUGCUCUCUGCCAGCAAAUGCUAUUUGUGCGUCUGAGCCCUGAAAGGAAAACUCUACUCAGCAAAAUGCAUCAACAUGACGUGGCAAGUGACACUUUGCUUCUUGAUAGUCCAAUAUCUUAACUUGACUGCUGAUAUGCUAAACAUUUUGUGACUGUAUCAACAAUUGACUAAUGGAACAAAAUGCCAAUAUAGUUUGAGUGGAUUUUUCCUUUAACUGUACAGGAAUUUGUUUAUUUUACCCACAUACCUGUUUUGGAAUCCAGGACUUUGAAUUGAAAUAAAUGAUGAUGCACACAG
Messenger RNA from Oncorhynchus nerka (sockeye salmon), 6013 nucleotides. It is a transcript of the gene ube4b, whose product is annotated as ubiquitination factor E4B, UFD2 homolog (S. cerevisiae). The transcript has 29 exons. Gene Ontology annotation, cellular component: cytoplasm; ubiquitin ligase complex; nucleus. Gene Ontology annotation, molecular function: ubiquitin-ubiquitin ligase activity. NCBI's taxonomy places the organism in Eukaryota, Metazoa, Chordata, Actinopteri, Salmoniformes, Salmonidae. The record is from RefSeq and is a predicted model, not a curated record. The coding region runs from base 285 to 4418 and encodes 1377 amino acids. Gene Ontology annotation, biological process: protein polyubiquitination.